ACAAAACAUGGAGGAAGAGAUUCAACACCGUAAUCUGUCAUAUUUUCGCAAUAUUUCUUGCUGAUUUGCGAUAAACCUUGUAAAAACAACACACCUACGUAUUUGUACAUGACACAAAAUGUAAAUCAUGCGAGGUAAACGAUUAACGAGAUCUAACAAGGCUUCAAAUGCCGUGGAAAGUGGAAACAAGUCUUCAGAUAGUUGGACAGGAAAGCACCUGUCUAGACGAGCUGACGAGACGCUCACUUUUGUGACAACAUCUACUCCAGCUAAACAGUCAACGAGGACGUGUAAUGAUACAACAUUAAGUGAUACUGAUGAUGACAUCUCCCUUGCUCUGCGUGAUACGCCAACUGGUCUUCGGAUGAAAGGGUAUUUCCGAGAUGAAUUUCUAUCAUCACAAGCAGCAGACUCUCAACUGGAUGUUCGAUGGGAUCAUACAUCACCAGAUGCAUAUAAGCAUCUGAAGAGAGUUCAUAGAAAACCCGGAUCUCUACAAGACAAGGAUGACUUGUCAGAUAUUGUAUGCAGGCUGGCCCCAGCUGUUGGUGCAAAUGGUGAAGAGUUUGAGACAAUGUCCAGCACUCCACCUCUGUUAUGCUCCUGGCUCCAAGCCAAUAAAGCUACCAGCCAUAACAUGCCUUUUGAAGGACAAAUCUUUAAGGGCAACCACAGAUUUAAACGUGGUGUGAAGAAAAAGAAGAGAUCAAAUGUUCAGAAAUUUGAUGAUGUUCUCAGUAAUCUCCACCAGUGUUUAAACAGACUUGAUGAUGAAGAAAAUGAGAGAGAAAAUCAAAGGUCCAGCAAGUCUUCUACUGACAGUGAGGAUCAAAACAAAAAUGUUCUCAAGUCUCAAAGAAGAUUAAAUAAUUUAAAUCCUGCCCACACGAUCGGGGAGUCCAGUCUCUUGCCAAAAGAUGCAGCCCAGGCUUUGUUGGAUGAGGAGGAAGAUCUGUGGAGUGAUGACGAACUCUUUGAAGACAACUCCUUCAUCCUUCAAGCAACUCAACUCCCAGUGGAGAAGAUUGCUCGCUUCACACCAUCACUCUUUGCAGGCAAACGCAAACAGAUGUCACCAGUGUUAGACCAGCCCAAGAAUAAGACAAAAAGAUGUGCUGCAUCUCCAGAAUGGGAGAAAGAGUCCUGUUGCAAUGAUGUUAUUCCCCCAACCUGUGCAACAAGGUCAAAUAUCUUGACUCAUGGUAAAAAGAGCACGUCUGGAGUGUCCACACUUAAUCAGAAUGGCCUCUCUAAUAAUGAACAUAAUCUGAGUGGUAAGACACACAUAAAUGAAAACAACAAUGUGGUCUAUAGUAGACAAGUUUCAUGUGGCUUUUCCACAAUGGGUGAUAAGAACUCUGAGAGAGUGUCCAGAAGAUCUACAAGUCCUUUCAGAAAGCACAGUAGUUUCUCAGGGUAUGAAUCAAAGAAUACAGAAGCCGAAUCAGACAAAGCAAGCAAUGGCUCUACCAGCAGCAAAUCUCCCUGGAGGAAGACCAGCAGCUUUUCUGGAAGAGGUGCAUCACAUGCUCCUGUCUCUAAACCUGCCACUUGUGGUAGUGGGGCUCAGAGUUCCUUGUUUCGGGGACAGACAGCAGCCAAGAGUGUUCCAAGUGCAUCUAAUGUCGUGAGCAACUGUAACAGACAGUCCACAGUGAAACUAGCUGGACAAAUGCCUAAGGGAGCAGCUCCUCCACAAAAUACUUUUCCUGCCAACAAAAAGGUUUCUCCUAGACCCAGCUAUAAGAGGAGUAAUCUUGACACUAGUUGGUCUGAUGAAAUUCUAAAACAAUUAGCUGAGCCAGAUGAAGUUUUGGAAAGUCAAGUGAAUACAGCCCCUGUUGCCAAGGUUGUGUCUGAUAAGUCCUUUGAAGAAUAUGCUGAUUUCUUUGAUUCUGACUGUGAUUUCAGCAUUAAUGAGACAAUUGUAAGUGAAAACACUACAAAACAUUCCAAUGAUGCAAAGUGUUUGGACUCUAAAAGAGCACAAACAUUAAGCGUUAGUACAUUACCAAAAAGAAACUGUGACACAUUUCCACAUCAAAAGUUGACAAAUAAUGUUUCAACUAAACAAGUAGCUUCAAAACGCUCUCCCAAACACUCAAGCAAUCUUGUUCCAGUAACAAAUGGAGCUUCCAAAUGUGCUGCCCCAAACUUGACUAAAACAUAUUUUCCACCUGGGAAGACCUCUUCAAGCCAGUCUAGUACUCAAAGCAGGUACAGCUUUCGGUCUGCCGCUCCAAAGAAAACAAGUGCAUGUGUCAGCAACAGUACCAGUUCUUCUAAUAAUCUGUCCAAUACAACUGUGUUAAAGACAAAACAGCCAGUGGUUAGCACUGUGUCUGCAAGUGCAUCGUCAUCCAAACCGGCAGUAGUGAAGAGUGGGGCCAUGAACAGUUCCGUGUUAAGACCGCAGACAUCACAGAGAUCUAAUGCCAUGGCUGACAACAAACCUGGCCCCACAGAAGAUCUGCUGAGCACUCAGACGUUACUGGAGGAUGACUCGUUCCUAAAGGAUGAUGCUCUGUUUGAGUCCCAGAUAAUUGCCAUGCUGGAAGAGGUGGAAUAUGAGGCAACUCAACAACCUAAAUUAGAGACAAAUGAUGAUAAAAUCAGCUGCUCCCCUGAUGAGAUUGAACAGAAGAGGUUAGCAGCAAUUGCAAAAAGAAAGCAGAAGCUGAAAACCUGAAGAAAGGAUGACGUUGAAACCAGAAUGGUUUCCAUGUGAAAUAUCAGUGAUAAGAUGCCAAAGCAGCAGGACUGUCAAUGGAAGAACUACCCAGCUGUAGUCCUGUAUGCAGUGAGGAGAAUCAAGCCUGGCUGCCAUGUGUUGGGAUGAUGGGACAGUCAAUAGGAAGCCAUGAGGAACUUUACUCUAGCUAUGCCAAGCAUCUUUCUAAGAUUGUUCUUCACAUUAUUAUUGAUAAAGACCAUACCAUAUGACUGACAGACUGGAGCAUCUGGUUGCUUUUCAGACCUCAAAGGUUUGUUUGUACUAGAUUUCAUCAUGGCUUGUGUGUACCACAUGAUACCACAUGGGUUGUCUGUUACAGAUGAGACCACAUGGGUUGUCUGUUACCGAUGAGACCACAUGCCUUAUCUGUUCCAGAUAAGACCACAUGGCUUGUCUGUUCCAGAUGAGACCACAUUGGAUGUCUGUUCUAGAAGAGACCACAUGGCUUGUCUGUUACAGAUGAGACCACAUGGCUUGUCUAUUCCAGAUGAGACCACAUUGGUUGUCUGUUCUAGAUGAGACCACAUAGCUUGUCUGUUACAGAUGAGUCCACUUGGCUUGUCUGUUCCAGAUGAGACCACAUGGCUUGUCUGUUCCAGAUGAGACCACAUGGCUUGUCUGUUCUAGAUGAGACCACAUUGGUUGUCUGUUCCAGAUGAGACCACAUGACUUGUCUGUUACAGAUGCGACCACAUGGCUUGUCUGUUCUAGAUGAGACCACAUUGGUUGUCUGUUCUAGAUGAGACCUCAUGGCUUGUCUGUUCUAGAUGAAACCACAUGGCUUGUCUGUUCCAGAUGAGACCACAUGGCUUGUCUGUUCCAGAUGAGACCGCAUGGCUUGUCUGUUCCAGAUGAGACCACAUUGCUUGUCUGUUCCAGAUGUGACCACGUGGCUUGUCUGUUCCAGAUGUGACCACAUGGCUUGUCUGUUCCAGAUGAGACCACAUUGCUUGUCUGUUCCAGAUGAGACCACAUUGCUUGUCUGUUACAGAUGAGACCACAUGGCUUGUCAGUUACAGAUGAGACCACAUGGCUUGCCUGUUACAGAUGAGACCACAUGGCUUGUCUGUUCCAGAUGAGACCACAUGGCUUGUCUGUUCUAGAUGAGACCACAUGGCUUGUCUGAACCAGAUGAGACCGCAUGGCUUGUCUGUUCUAGAUGAGACCACAUGGCUUGUCUGUUCCAGAUGUGACCACGUGGCUUGUCUGUUCCAGAUGUGACCACAUGGCUUGUCUGUUCCAGAUGAGACCACAUUGCUUGUCUGUUCCAGAUGAGACCACAUUGCUUGUCUGUUACAGAUGAGACCACAUGGCUUGUCUGUUACAGAUGAGACCACAUGGCUUGCCUGUUACAGAUGAGACCACAUGGCUUGUCUGUUCCAGAUGAGACCACAUGGCUUGUCUGUUCUAGAUGAGACCACAUGGCUUGUCUGAACCAGAUGAGACCACAGGGCUUGUCUGAACCAGUUGAGACCACAUAGGUUGUCUGUGAUCACAUAGCUAGUGUGUUCCAAAUAAAACCAUGUUGGUCAGUCCAGAUCUGAUCACAUGGCUACUUGUUCCAAAUAUGGCCACAUGGCUUGUCUGUAUCGGACGAGACCACAUGGCUUGUCUGUACCAGAUAUGACAAUAUGGGUUGUCUGUACCAGAUGAGACCAAUUGGGUUGUCUGUACCAGAUAUAACCACAUGGCUUGUCUGUAUCGGACGAGACCACAUGGCUUGUCUGUACCAGAUAUGACAAUAUGGGUUGUCUGUACCAGAUGAUGUUGAUAAGGUUUGUCUGUACAAGAUGAAAUCAUGUCUGUCUCAAAUGAGAUUACAUGGUUUCCAAGAGUCCUUGAGUUGUCUGUACUGACCUUGAACCCAUACAGUGUCUAUACCAGCACUGAACAUAUGGCUUCUCUCUGCCACACCUGUGCACAUGAGCAAGCUGCAGCAGUGAAAGCACAGACUGAUGACUGCAGGUUAAUCCACCAAUGGAAUAUAUAUUGGUAUUAACUGACCUUGUGAAAUUAUUUGCUCUGUAUUAUAUCUACAGUGAUAAAGCUUCUUAUCAUGGACCCAAGAAGAUCCUGGUUAGAAUAGGUCUCCAGCAAACCCAUGCUUGCCUCAAAGGGAAACUAUGCUUGUCGUAAGAGGCGACUAACGGGAUCGGGUGGUCAGGUUCGUUGACUUGGUU
Messenger RNA from Haliotis rufescens (red abalone), 4914 nucleotides. RefSeq lists its product as uncharacterized. The transcript is spliced from 9 exons. NCBI's taxonomy places the organism in Eukaryota, Metazoa, Mollusca, Gastropoda, Lepetellida, Haliotidae. The record is from RefSeq and is a predicted model, not a curated record. The coding region runs from base 128 to 2689 and encodes 853 amino acids.